AUGGCCCAUGGCUCUCCUCCAUCGCCUGGCCCCCAGAUCGGAUCGGGCCUCCCUGGCGAUCAUGUCGCCCCGCCCAACGUCGCGGCGGGCGAUCUAUACUCGUGCGGCGCUCCUGCAACGGCUCAUGGUGGGCCGCCGCCGCCAUCGUCCUGGAUGGCACCGCCGUCCGGUGCGCCUCCUAUCCCACACCACUACGGCGUCCAGUCGUCCCAUCCCUACGGCGCGCCGCCACACCAACCCUACCCGGUGCCGUCGCCGUCGUCUCCUGGGGCUGCCGCUGCUAUGCAGCCCUACUCGGUGCCCCCGACGCAUCUCUACCCUGCGCCGCCCCAAGCCUACCCGGCUCCGUCGCCGCCGCCCCAUGUGGCUACGGCUGCCUUGCAGUAUGGGGCGCCAGCUGCGGCGUCCUACGGCGCCCCGACGGCUGGUUCUGUCGGGCCCUAUCCGUCCUACUCGGGACCGGCUGCACAUUCAUCGAUGGGCUUCUACGCACCGCCACAUGCUCACGGUGACCAGGCCGCAGUGCCGCGCCGUUUUACUUCUCACACCUGCUACCGGUGA
Molecule: messenger RNA, 561 nt
Organism: Aegilops tauschii subsp. strangulata
Lineage: Eukaryota; Viridiplantae; Streptophyta; Magnoliopsida; Poales; Poaceae
Source: RefSeq, a predicted model, not a curated record